AUGGCGGUUCGGUCGGCGAAGGGUGAGGCGGCACAGCAAGCGGCGCAGGAUCUCCGGGGGGCGGUGGUUGGCAGCGGGUUGGAGGGUGUGCCCGGACUUUUUCCUUUAUUUUUUCCCCUCCCGGUUCACUUCGGCGGCGACCGCGCCUCUCGAGCGACGAGCGCGGCCUCCAACGCGUUCGAGGGCCGCCUCCCCGACUCCAUCGCGCAGCUCGGCUGGCUGGUCUACCUCGCCGCGUCUGGCAACCGGCUCUCCGGCGAGGUACCCGCCUGGCUUGGCAAGCUGACCGCAGUGGAGCACCGGGACUUGUCCGACAACGCGCUGACCGGAAGCUUGCCGGAGCGCCUUCCCGUCCCAGCAUCGGCUUGUCUCCUCCUCGGUUCCUCCACGGCUCCACCUCCCUGCAAGGCUGAUAACCUUCAAACUGCCGUCCACACGUUGGUCUUCUUUUCUUGGGAGGACGGGAGUACAGGACACGGGAGCACACAGCUCGGCGCCGGCGUUCAAAGAUGUCAUCGCUUCCACCUAGAGGGUGGAAGCAAUUCUAGCAGAAUUGAGGCUGUUUCUCCAGCAGGGCCUAUUGAUGUCGAUGCAGCACCCACUCCUGCUGUCCUAGCUGCUGUCCUUGAUCCAGUAGGGCACUAUGGACUCCGUCUUCAUGAAAAUAACAGGUAUCUGAGAGCUCUCGAAGAGGCAAUUGAAAGGUUAGCUGUAUCGAUCGACAGUGGGAUUGACGCAAUAAGACAAAUCCAUGCCUUUAUAUGCUAUGAGGGAAAGUUCGAUGGAAAAUUAGCAAGGGGUGCCAUAGGCAAAAUGGCAGCAGCAGAUUGGUGGGUAUUAUUUGGCGGUGAUACACCUGAGCUACAGAAGUAUGUCAUUCGUAUUGUUUCACAGUGUGUCUCAUCUAGUGGGUGUGAGCGGAAUUGGAGCACUUUUGCACUAGUUCAUACCAAAGUGAGAAAUUGUCUUGGUUAUGAGAAGUUGCGGAAGCUUGUGUAUGUACGCCACAAUUUAAAGCAACGUCUCAAGCAUGCUGGUGUAGGAAAAAAUCAAACAAAAGAGAAAGAGGCUGAUCCAUGUGCUAUGUUGAUCGAUUGCACAUUAUUUGAUGAAUCAAACCCAAUCAUGGAUUGGUUGAAUGAGCCAAGAUUUGAAGAUGAUUUAUCUCUUGAAGAAAUGCUUGGUCAGUCAAAGAAGAGAAGAAUUCUUGCUUUACAGAGGGCUUCUAGGAGGAAAGGCAAGAGGGCUGUUGAACAUGAAGAAGACAUUGUAGAAUCUGAAAAUGACACAGAUGAAGACAGUCCACAUGGCAGCCCCAUUUAUGCUGAAUCUGGUGAUAGCAGCUCUUCAAAAGACACAGACAAUGAACUAGAGCCUGGGGAUGGUGAUACUCUGGCCACACAACAACAGUUUGAAGAGCAAGCAGAUAACAAUAAUGGAAGGGCAAAGCGUCCUAGGAAGAAGAGGGUGUCAGAUUUUCUCUAUUCUUAAAUGUGUAGUCUUGUCUCACUAGAAUUGAACUUUGGACUGCUCUGAAUUUGAACUAUGGACUUGAUCU
Molecule: messenger RNA, 1558 nt
Organism: Panicum virgatum (switchgrass)
Lineage: Eukaryota; Viridiplantae; Streptophyta; Magnoliopsida; Poales; Poaceae
Exons: 7
Coding region: 1-1491 (496 amino acids)
Molecular function (GO): protein dimerization activity
Source: RefSeq, a predicted model, not a curated record